This is a messenger RNA of Gamsiella multidivaricata, 1003 nucleotides long. RefSeq lists its product as uncharacterized. Gene Ontology annotation, biological process: regulation of transcription by RNA polymerase II. Bases 300 to 959 code for a protein of 219 amino acids. Gene Ontology annotation, cellular component: mediator complex. The record is from RefSeq and is a predicted model, not a curated record. The transcript has 2 exons. Gene Ontology annotation, molecular function: transcription coregulator activity. NCBI's taxonomy places the organism in Eukaryota, Fungi, Mortierellomycota, Mortierellomycetes, Mortierellales, Mortierellaceae.
CACUGAUCGGUUCCUGAACAUUCGCCAUCAAGUUUUUGUCCAACAGAUCAACAAUGGUGCGCACCUUGCACAGUUCGCUACCCUGGAGUCUGCAAAGGACAUUCCUUGCUGAGCUCAGUGAUCUUGCAACGGGAGUCAUUGCGAUGAAGGUGUCGGUAAAGUCCAGUCGAUUGGCAAGUUCCGGAAGCUGAACAUCGAGAGCACGGAGCUUCAAAGGUGCAUAGUGACUGUUCGCAGCUCCUUUUUUGUUACUGAGCCAGCGAGGCAAGGACGAACCAGAGCAUCAUCUUUACUACACCAUGGCGACUUUGACAACCCUGGGAUCAGCAACAGUAGGCGACGUACCGGAGACAGAGCAGACGUUCCAACCUUCUGACUUUUCAUUCCUUUCUCAACUCCUUCACAUUCUCCAAAAAGUCGAAACGGGCGAGGAUCCACAAGAGAUUGCGACGCUCGCGUCGAACCUGAAGACCAGUUUCAAAAAAUGCCAGACGAUCCUUGACCACCUCCCAGGAGCGGACCUAUCGCCGGACGAACAAUCAAGAAUACUAGCAGAGGAAAUGCAGGUUCUGGAAAAGAAGAGAACACAAUUAGCAAGCUAUCUGUCGUGGCAAGUCUUCCAGCAUGAUGCACUAGAGGCGGCAAUUAAACAAGAACACAGUAAUAAUUCUCGAGAACCCAAGUUGUCGACACCAGAACCAAUUGCGGACGCAGCGCCGGCAUCAGCAUCACUAGAAGUCGACAACACUUAUGCUGAGCAGGAGGACGAUCCCAUGGGAGAUAGCAACGAGGUUGAGGUUAAGGCUGAACAACUGGAAUCGACGCCCUCCUUGACCCAAGACACGUCGUUCCUCUCGAACUCAAGCCAGAAUACCGUACCAUCGUCAUCACAGCCUACAGGGCUGACGUUUCCCUUAUCAGAUAUCAAGAUGGAGGAUCCACAGAAUACGCCAAUGUGAGGUGGUUGUUGAGUACCAGCGAAAUAAAGGUGUAUACUAUAGUC